This is a messenger RNA of Balaenoptera acutorostrata (minke whale), 1413 nucleotides long. RefSeq names its product selenoprotein V (gene SELENOV). The record is from RefSeq and is a predicted model, not a curated record. Gene Ontology annotation, biological process: response to selenium ion. The transcript is spliced from 6 exons. Gene Ontology annotation, cellular component: cytosol. Lineage: Eukaryota; Metazoa; Chordata; Mammalia; Artiodactyla; Balaenopteridae.
UCCUCACCAUAUCUCUAACCCCUCUGCCUGUGCCUCCUCCACCCUCGCCCUGACCUCACUGCGCUAUCACUGUUGGGUAAGGGGUGUAUCUCCUCUACUGGACAGGGAGCCUGAUAACUGGACUUCGGCUUUCCUGACUGCUCUGGCCCCAGAGUCACCCAGUACAGGACUGUGCACAUAGCAGGCACUCAAUGAACAUACAGUGAAUGCCUGAAUGUUAAGGACACUGGCAAUCUGGAGGUAGGGAUUUGGGGGAUGGGAAUUAUCAGGGGAGAUCCAGAGGCCCCUGCCCCAUCCCCGGCUCAGGGCAAUAGAACCUGCACACUGAAUGGAACCCCGUGUAAUAGCGCCCCAUUGUGUUUGCCUCCCGGUUUAGAACCCGGUGCGGAUGAGGCUCUCCCCACCCAAGGCAGGAGGGUCAGGCAGGAUCCCAACCCGGGCUACCUGGGGUGCGCCCCUAUCCCCCAUGAACAACCAGGCGCGGGCCCCAGCUCCUUCCCCGGUCCGGGCCUCGGCCUCGGUCCGGGCCUCGACUCCGGCCCGGGGUACGACUCCGGUCAGGACUUCAAUCCAGGUUCGGGCUCCGACUCUGGUCCCGGCCUUGGGCCCAAUCCGGACCCCAACUCUGGUCCGGACCCUGACCCCGGUCCGGACCCCGACACCGGUCCGGUCCCCGACUCCGGUCCGGAUCCUGAUUCCGGCCCGGAUCCCAACCCCGACCCCAUCUCAGGUCCUGGUUCCUGCCUCGGAAUCCCUUCCGAACUCGGCCCUAUCUUCGGAUCCGCCCCAGGAACCUGAACCCGAGCUCACUUUGUCACCUGAUAAGGAUCCUGAGCCAACCUUGAGGGUGAAGCACGUCCCAUCUGUCACCAGUGGAUUUGGUCCCAUCCAAGAGCCCUUUCCUGCCCUUACUCCACUGGCCACCGAUUUACUGGGGCCCCCCCUUGGGUCCACUCCGAGGGCAGAUCUAUCGACCACCAAGUUAACAGAUUCCUCUUCUGGACAUAUCCCGGGGACGCCCAUCCUGGGGGCCAUCCCGUCGUUAGCUGUCGCCUUACCGAUUUCUACCAAUGCGUUCCCCUCCACCAGCGAGAACAUCCACGUGGACAGCAAGAUCAUGAUUCGAGUGGUGUACUGUGGCCUCUGAAGCUAUGGACUUCGGUAUAUCCUACUGAAAAAGAGUCUGGAGCAGCAAUUUCCAAAUUGUCUACUCUUUGAGGAGGACAUAUCUGCCCAGGCUACAGGGGAAUUUGAAGUGUUCGUCGACGGGAAACUGGUCCAUUCAAAGAAGAAAGGUGAUGGCUUCGUGGAUGAGACCAAGCUGCGGAACAUUGUGAGCCUUAUCAAUGAGGAGAUCAAGAAAAGGUAGCAGGCAACUGGAGCCUCAGCAGGAUGGCGAGAAGGGCUGAAACG